Anguilla anguilla (European eel) is the source of this 4603-nucleotide messenger RNA. RefSeq names its product deleted in malignant brain tumors 1 protein-like. NCBI's taxonomy places the organism in Eukaryota, Metazoa, Chordata, Actinopteri, Anguilliformes, Anguillidae. Gene Ontology annotation, cellular component: membrane. The coding region runs from base 197 to 4603 and encodes 1468 amino acids. The transcript is spliced from 16 exons. The record is from RefSeq and is a predicted model, not a curated record.
GAAGAGGAAGCACACGGAGCUAUCACAGCCUUCCUGUGAGCUGCAGAAAUUCACAUACAGACAUUUCUGAGCAGCGGCAUCUCCCAGUGUCUGCAGUGAGGAUGUGAGGUUGGUGAAUGGUGGCAGCCCCUGUGCUGGGAGGGUGGAGGUUUACCAUCAGGGAGAGUGGGGGACAGUGUGUGGUAUUGCCUGGGAUAUGACAGAUGCAGGGGUGGUGUGUAGACAGGUGGGCUGUGGAGGUGCUGUAGAAGCACCACCAUAUGGUCACUUUGGCCCAGGGUCUGGGAGAAUAUGGAUGAGUCUUGUGUCCUGCGGGGGAUCAGAAUCCACACUGAAGGAGUGUGGGUCAGGAGGAUGGGGUGUACAUGACUGUUAUCAUGAUUGGGAUGCUGGAGUGAUCUGCUCAGCCCAUCGUAUGGUCAGGCUGGUGGGCGGGGCUGACCUGUGCUCUGGGAGAGUAGAGGUGCAGCAUGGGAGCUCCUGGGGCAUGGUGUGUGAUGCUGACUUUGACCAGCGGGACGCAGAGGUUGUGUGCAGGGAGCUGGGCUGUGGAGUUCCUAAAGAGCUGCGGGGGGCAGCUGCGUUUGGCCAGGGGGAGGGCCAGGUGUGGGCAGAGGAGAUUCAGUGUUCAGGCAAUGAAUCUCACAUUUACUUCUGUCCCAGAGCACCCUCACAGAGUGAACCCUGCUCCCAUGGAAACAAUGUGGGACUGGUGUGUUCUGGCAGUGAGGAUGUGAGGCUGGUGAAUGGAGGCAGCCCCUGUGCUGGGAGAGUGGAGGUUUACCAUCAGGGAGAGUGGGGGACAGUGUGUCAUAGGGGCUGGGAGAUGCCAGAUGCAGGGGUGGUGUGUAGACAGCUGGGCUGUGGAGAUGCUGUAGAUGCACCAGGAGAUGCUCACUUUGGCCCAGGGUCUGGGAGAAUAUGGAUGAGUGAUGUGUCCUGCAGGGGAUCAGAAUCCACAUUGAAGAAGUGUCGCUCACAAGGAUGGGGUAUACAUGGCUGUAAUCAUGUACAUGAUGUUGGAGUGAUCUGCUCAGGCAACGUCAGGCUGGUGGGCGGGGCUGGCCUGUGCUCUGGGAGAGUAGAGAUGCAUUAUGGGAGCUCCUGGGGCUCGGUGUGUGAUGCUGACUUUGACCAGCGGGACGCAGAGGUUGUGUGCAGGGAGCUGGGCUGUGGAGUUCCUAAAGAGCUUCGGGGGGCAGCUGUAUUUGGCCAGGGGGAGGGCCAGGUGUGGGCAGAGGAGAUUCAGUGUUCAGGCAAUGAAUCUCGCAUUUACUUCUGUCCCAAAGCACCCUCACAGAAUCAAUCCUGCUCCCAUGGAAACGAUGUGGGACUGGUGUGUUCUGGCAGUGAGGAUGUGAGGCUGGUGAAUGGAGGCAGCCCCUGUGCUGGGAGAGUGGAGGUUUACCAUCAGGGAGAGUGGGGGACAGUGUGUCAUUGGGGCUGGGACAUGCCAGAUGCAGGGGUGGUGUGUAGACUGCUGGGCUGUGGAGAUGCUGUAGAUGCACCAGGAAAUGCUCACUUUGACCCAGGGUCUGGGAGAAUAUGGAUGAGUGAUGUCUCCUGCAGGGGAUCAGAAUCCACACUGAGGAAUUGUCACUCACGAGGAUGGGGUAAACAUAGCUGUUCUCAUGGAGAGGAUGCUGGAGUGAUCUGCUCAGCCCAUCGUAAGGUCAGGCUGGUGAGCGGGGCUGACCUGUGCUCUGGGAGAGUAGAGAUGCAUCAUGGGAGCUCCUGGGGCAUGGUGUGUGAUGCUGACUUUGACCAGCGGGACGCAGAAGUUGUGUGCAGGGAGCUGGGCUGUGGAGUUUCUAAAGAGCUGCUGGGGGCAGCUGCGUUUGGCCAGGGGGAGGGCCAGGUGUGGGCAGAGGACAUUCAGUGUUCAGGCAACGAAUCUCACAUUUACUACUGUCCCAGAGCACCCUCACAGAAUCAAUCCUGCUCCCAUGGAAACGAUGUGGGACUGGUGUGUUCUGGCAGUGUGGAUGUGAGGCUGGUGAAUGGAAGCAGCCCCUGUGCUGGGAGAGUGGAGGUUUACCAUCAGGGAGAGUGGGGGGCAGUGUGUGAUGAUGACUGGGACAUGCCAGAUGCUGGUGUGGUGUGUAGACAGCUGGACUGUGGAGAUGCUGUAGAAGCACCAGGAGAUGCUCACUUUGGACAAGGGUCUGGGACAAUAUGGAUGAGUGAAGUGUCCUGCAUGGGAUCAGAAUCCACACUGAAGGAGUGUCGCUCACAAGGAUGGGGUCACAAUUACUGUGGUCAUGGAGAGGAUGCGGGGGUGAUCUGCUCAGGCAGUGAGGAUGUGAGGUUGGUGAAUGGAGGCAGCCCCUGUGCUGGGAGGGUGGAGGUUUACCAUCAGGGAGAGUGGGGGACAGUGUGUGGUAUUGCCUGGGAUAUGACAGAUGCAGGGGUGCUGUGUAGACAGCUGAGCUGUGGAGAUGCUGUAGCAGCACCACCAUAUGGUCACUUUGGCCGAGGGUCUGGGAGAAUAUGGAUGAGUGAUGUGUCCUGCGGGGGAUCAGAAUCCACACUGAAGGAGUGUGGGUCACAAGGAUGGGGUGUACAUAGCUGUUAUCAUAAUUGGGAUGCUGGAGUGAUCUGCUCAGCUCCAGCCCCUCGAAAGUUCAGGCUGGUGGGCGGGGCUGAUCUGUGCUCUGGGAGAGUAGAGUUGCAUCAUGUGAGCUUGUGGGGCACGGUGUGUGAUGCUGACUUUGACCAGCGGGACGCAGAGGUUGUGUGCAGGGAGCUGGGCUGUGGAGUUCCUAAAGAGCUUCGGGGGGCAGUUGCGUUUGGCCAGGGGGAGGGCCAGGUGUGGGCAGAGGAGAUUCAGUGUUCAGGCAACGAAUCUCACAUUUACUUCUGUCCCAGAGCACCCUCACAGAAUCAACCCUGCUCCCAUGGAAACGAUGUGGGACUAGUGUGUUCUGGGUACACCGAGUCCAGGCUGGCUGACGGCCCUGAUAACUGCUCUGGUCGAGUGGAGCUGCAGUACCUGGGUAAAUGGGGGACAGUGUGUGAUGCAUGCUGGGACAGGAGAGCCUCCAAUGUCCUCUGUCAGCAGCUGAAGUGUGGGACUGCAGUGGCAGUGCCAGCACGGGCCUGGUUUGGAGAGGGGAAUGGGUCAAUCAGAGCCGAUGUGUUUGAUUGCCAUGGGAACGAGACACGCCUCUCACAGUGUGCUGUUUCCUCAUGGAGCCGAGCUGUGCGCUCACAUGGACAGGAUGCUGGAGUCAUCUGCUCUGGCUCUGCCCUCUCAGCUCUGGACGGGACAGUGCGGCUGACUGGAGAGGGUGCGUGUGAGGGCCAGGUGGAGGUGUACUACCAGCAGACCUGGAGCAGAGUGGGGGGGUCCUGGAGCUUCAGUGAGGCCUCGGUGGCCUGCAGGCAGUUGGGCUGUGGCUCUGCAGUGCAGGUCUACAGCUCCUCUCCGUCUGGGACGGGGGGCACUGGGGAGUGUCUGAUGGGGGUUCAGUGCUCCGGGAGAGAGGCUCACCUAGGGAACUGCAGCACUCCACACAAACUCGCCUGCAGCUCCAGGGAACAGGUGUCCAUCGUCUGUUCCAAUCACAGGACUCUCAGGCUGGUGGGGGGAGGGGGAGACUGUGCGGGACGGUUGGAGGUGUUCCACAGGGGCUCCUGGGGGACAGUUUGUGAUGACUCCUGGGACCUGGAGGAUGCUCAGGUGGUGUGCAGGCAGCUCCAGUGUGGGACGGCCCUCAGUGCCCCGCUACCCUCCUUCUUUGGGCCAGGAAAUGGAUCUGUCUGGCUGGAUGAGGUGGGCUGUGUGGGGAACGAGACGUCCCUGUGGGACUGUCCCACAGCCGGAUGGGGACAAACUGACUGUGGACACAAGGAGGACGUGGGGGUCGUGUGUUCAGAAUUCAAGGAGAUGAGACUGGCCGAGGGCUGUUCUGGGAAUUUGGAAGUUUUCUACAAUGGCACCUGGGGCAACGUGUGCUUCAAUAAAAUGACUACAGACACGGCUACUCUCAUAUGUCAGGAGCUGAACUGUGGGAAGAGCGGAUUUGUGUCUAACACACGGUCAAGACUGGAAUCAGCUCCAAACUGGCUGGAUCAAUUCAAAUGUCGCCGACAUGACUCCACUCUGUGGCAGUGCCCAUCAAAUCCUUGGAGUGAGAAUACCUGCGGGCAAACCAGCGUGGCUUCACUUACCUGCACAGGGGAAGAGGAUGAUCAAGUUCCACGAAGCAAAUUGUCACGUUCCUCAGCAGCAAAUCAGAGAGCUUACACAAGUCACUGGCCCCUCCGGCUGGUGGGGGGUGAAGGCAGGUGCUCUGGGAGGCUGGAGGUGUUCCACGAGGGCUCCUGGCGGAAGGUGUGUGGAGACUCCUGGGACACGAUGGACGUCCAGGUGUUGUGCAGACAGCUGGGCUGUGGGUCAGCAGGAAAGGCUCAUACUAAUGCUACAUUUGGGACGGGGAAGGACGACCGCUGGGUGACUGAGGUGAACUGCAGGGGCACUGAGAUGCACCUGUGGGACUGCCCACACCAGCACAGCCGCUGCCCACACCAGAACCAGGCUGGGGUCACCUGCACAGGUGAGCCUGCGACUCCAGAUCACCUCAGGCUGACUUUUCCAUGA